UUCCUCUGCAACAGAGUUUUUCAUCGAAGCAGCACAAAAAUUUGCAGCAAGAAAUUUGAAUUUCUUACCAAUGGCGCCGGCCAUUGUACACUGGGCUGCUGCGUUUGUACUAUCCGCGGUUUCUCUAACCUCACCGUCACAGGCGGCCACAUGUACGUCACAGACGUUCACCGGUAACAGAGUGUAUACAUUCUGUAACGACCUUCCCACUCUCAACUGCUUCCUCCACUGGACCUACAGUCCCGACCAAUCCACGCUCUCCCUCGCCUUCGUCGGAGCUCCGGCGACGCCGGACGGGUGGAUUUCAUGGGCGAUAAACCCAACAGACACCGGCAUGCUCGGUUCGCAAGCGCUAGUUGCGUUCAAGGACGUUAAGGAUCGAAUGACGGUUAAGGCGUACAAUAUCUCGUCGUAUUCGGCGCCGGACAACUCAAAGGUUUGGUUCCAGGUGAAGGAAUCGUCGGCGGAGUUUGUCGGCGGGGUUAUUAGGCUCUUCGCAACCCUAAUUUUGCCGGAGAAAGGGAUUACGACGGUGAACCAUGUUUGGCAAGUCGGACCUUCCGUCACGAAGGGAGUUCCGGAUAAGCAUUUUGUUCAGCCGGCGAAUUUGGCCGCCGUAGGCAUCCUUGAUCUGAUGAAAGGACAGAGCACCGGCGGCGCCGGCGCCGGCGAUGCUAAAGUGAAGAAGAGGAAUAUCCAUGGAAUACUGAAUGGUGUGAGUUGGGGAAUUAUGUUUCCGAUUGGAAUCAUCAUUGCAAGGUACAUGAGAGCCUUCCCAUCGGCCGAUCCUGCCUGGUUUUAUUUGCACGUUUCCUGUCAGUUUUCUGCGUAUGCCAUUGGAGUUGCUGGUCUCGCAACUGGUCUUAAACUCGGGAUGGAAUCAAAGGCUGUUACAUAUUCCGAGCAUCGCAACAUUGGGAUCGCACUCCUUGUUUUCGCCACACUACAGAUGUUUGCAUUGCUGUUGAGGCCCAACAAGAAGCACAAGUAUCGGAUGUACUGGAACGUGUACCAUCACUCGUGCGGAUACACGGUGCUCAUCCUCGGCAUCAUCAACGUGUUCAAAGGUCUGAGCAUAUUACAGCCCGUCAACGUAUGGAGAAAGGCUUACAUUGGCGUGAUUGCUGGGAUAGGAGGCGUCGCAUUGCUGCUGGAAGUCAUCACUUGGGUCGUCGUUCUGAGGCGAAAGAAGUCAAAAGCAUAGAGAGGGGGUAGCUUCAACAACAACAAGAACAGACAGACAGCCCAGCCCAGCCCAGGCAUGCAUGAAUCUCCUGAUUAUUCAUUCGUCUGCAUUCUAUCUAUCUAUAUAUAUGUCUUAAUUUUGAAAUCCUUGCCUCGUUAUAGUAGUAGUUUGGUGAUCCUCUUGUUUGUAUUGGAUUUGGAUCGUCCACGACAUGUGUUGUCGGAUGCUCACUGACACUAACUAACCUAUCUUAGG
Molecule: messenger RNA, 1441 nt
Organism: Andrographis paniculata
Lineage: Eukaryota; Viridiplantae; Streptophyta; Magnoliopsida; Lamiales; Acanthaceae
Product: cytochrome b561 and DOMON domain-containing protein At3g25290-like
Exons: 3
Coding region: 71-1204 (377 amino acids)
Source: RefSeq, a predicted model, not a curated record